GCCGUGUUGUAGAGAGAGCAGUGGAGGGUGGUUAUGGGGUACCGACAGCUGGCGAUUGCCAUGCUCUCGCUGGCACACCGCUCGUCUUCCUUCGUGCCAAGAGCACUGACCACGGGCAGCAGCAGAGGGAGAGCACGUUCACAGGCAUGGAGUCGGGCCGGCACGGCGGCAGCGGCGGCGACGGCCGUUAGGACACGGAUGUCGUCGGCAUCGUCGUCAGCAUCAUCCACCGGACACGACACGAAGGAGAUGCCGCCGUACUACGUGACAACCCCGAUCUACUACGUGAACGACAAGCCGCACAUCGGGCACGCCUACACCACGCUGGCGUGCGACGUGAUCGCUCGCUUCAUGAGGCUCGACGGGAGGGAGGUCAUGUUUCUGACGGGAACGGACGAACACGGGCAGAAGGUGGAAGCGUCGGCGCUUAAGGCCGACAAGUCGCCGCAGCAGUUCUGCGACGAGGUUUCGCAGGAGUUCAGAGACUUGUUGAAGACCAUGAAUUUCAGUAACGACCGCUUCAUCAGGACGACGGACACAUCGCACAAGGUGGCCGCGUCUGCUCUGUGGAACAGGCUGCAGGAGAGGGGGCAAAUUUCGCUGGGGGUGUACGCCGGGUGGUACAGCGUGAGGGACGAGGCCUUCUACGGGGAGGCGGAGCUAGUGGACGGCAAGGCGCCCUCAGGCGCUGAGGUGGAGUGGGUCGAGAAAGAACCGUCGUACUUCUUCAAGCUAAGCGAGUGGCAGCAGCCGCUCCUGGACUUCUACGCGGAGAACCCGCAGUUCAUAGCCCCGGAGUCGCGGAGGAACGAAGCGGUGUCGUUCGUGUCGGGGGGGCUCAGAGACCUCUCCAUUUCCAGGACCUCCUUCUCCUGGGGGGUACCGGUGCCCGGCGACGACGAGCACGUCAUGUACGUCUGGGUCGAUGCCCUGGCCAACUACAUCUCGGCCCUCGGUUUCCCGGAGAUGGGCGAGGCGGGAGAGUUCAGCAAGUUCUGGCCUGCGGACCUGCACGUCAUCGGCAAGGACAUCCUCCGGUUCCACUCGGUCUACUGGCCGGCCCUCCUCCUGGCGGCGGGGCUGGAGCCUCCCAAGAGGCUGUUCGUCCACGGGUGGUGGACCAAGGACGGCCAGAAAAUCUCCAAGAGCACGGGGAACGUGAUAGACCCGCUGGACCUGGUGGCCCGUUACGGGGUAGACGCUACGCGGUACUUCCUCAUGAGCGAGGUACCCUUCGGAAACGACGGGGACUUCUCGGAAACCGCCUUCCAGAACCGCGUGAACUCCAACCUAGCCAACGAAGUCGGAAACCUCGCCAUGCGGACGCUGUCCAUGGCGGUAAAGAACUGCGGGGGCCAAGUGCCAAGACCGGCGGCAGCUGCCGAUGCGGGGGACGUGGACGAGGGAGGUGACAAGGCGCUGGGGAGAGAAGACUUCGACCUUACGCCUGAGGACAAGGAACUUCUUAAGUCCGCGGGGGAGUGCCUUGGUGUCGUCAGGCCACUUGUCGGGGAGACGCAGCAGCUGCACAAGGCCUUGGAGGCUAUCUUGCUGGUCUCUAGGGACGCCAAUAGAUACGUCGAUUUCCAAGCACCGUGGAAGCUCAAGAAGACCGACCCAGAUAGAAUGAAGACGGUCUUGUGGGUGCUGCUGGAGACGAUUAGACACGUAGGGAUCCUGUAUCAGCCGUUCGUACCCGAAGCGGCCGGGAAGCUGUUGGACCAGCUAGGGGUGCCGGAGGGAGAUGCGCGAUUAUUCGCGGCGUUAGAUCAGGGGGGAGGGGGGCGAUUUUCGCUGCAGCCCGGGGUCCCCCUGGACAAGCCCGUCCCCGUUUUCCCUAGGAUCGAAGUGCCGGAGGAAGCGGUUGCGUCUUAG
This is a messenger RNA of Ectocarpus siliculosus, 1875 nucleotides long. NCBI's taxonomy places the organism in Eukaryota, Phaeophyceae, Ectocarpales, Ectocarpaceae. The record is from the annotation of a GenBank genome assembly.